Molecule: messenger RNA, 1547 nt
Organism: Aureobasidium pullulans EXF-150
Lineage: Eukaryota; Fungi; Ascomycota; Dothideomycetes; Dothideales; Saccotheciaceae
Exons: 4
Coding region: 7-1401 (464 amino acids)
Source: RefSeq, a predicted model, not a curated record
AUCAACAUGUUCCUCACCUACAUUAUUCUCUUCUUCUUGUCCUUGGUCGGCGAUGCACUGGGCCAGAUAACAGCAGCACCUUCGUACCCAAUUCUCGCAGACCCCUGGCACUCGAGGGUUGGGCUGCUGAUCCAGAAGCGCGCAGCCGUGACUUGGUGUGAUUCUAGCAGCAAGUUCUACUGCUUCCUGCCAGCCGCCUGUGUGUCUGGCCGCGAUGGAUUCAUUGGUUGUUGCACUGCCAUUGGCACCACCUGUGCGCCCCGUACAGAAUGUAUUGACUACACAUCCGGCCUCCCAACUCCUUGCGACUACGUCACCGGAUCAUGUGUCUAUUGCUCGGACUCCAAUCUUCCCUUCUGUACCACGCAAUACCGAGACAACAAAUACGUUCUGGGUUGCGGCACCGAGCACUUGACUACUACGUACACCAAUACGGGUACUGAUACGAAGAGUGCAAUUCUCGCAUUUCCCACAGCAGUUGCUUUGCCUACAAGCAUAGCAUCUGCACUCUCGACUACAAGCAGUUCUUCCACGCCUUCGGCUGCACCUAGCUCUACCUCCCUUGCCACGAAGACAAGCUCUGCUAAUGAUCCCGAAGCACCUUCGUCACAGCCGUCAGGAGAGUUGUCUGUAUCACCAUCUUUGUUGGCGUCUUCAACAACAUCUCCUACGUCGCCGAGCAAAGCUAUUGAUACUUCUGCAUCUACUCUGGCGGCUUCAAACAGUUCCAUGGCCAGCUCUCGCGGACUGAUAAUUGGCGUAGUAAUUGGAGCAGCGGCUGGCUCUAUCAUCCUCCUAUCGGUGAUCUUCAUACUCUGGAAGUGCUGGAAGCGUCGUAGAGCUGCUGGAGGAAGAAGCUCAAAGGAAGAGUCAAACAAGGCCGGCUACUCCCUAGGCACAAACGAGGACAGCGUCACGGAGCACAAUAAUGGCCCACAUGGUGUAGCUGGCGAACAAGUAGAUUCACACGGUCCAGGUGAAUUAGAGGAGGAACUACGUCGUGCGACCGAACGCAUGCCCGGUGUUGAACAUGCCUAUAGUGCCACUCCUGGACUAGGAUCUUCUGUCCAACACGAGAAUCAUCAGCCGUACUCACCUGAGGAUGUUCGCGGAGCAGCUGAGGCACCUGCGGAUGCUCCUGUCUGGCCUUCCCCUAAUCCGACCACAAUGACGAGCCCAACACCAUCCAACUCAUCACUGUGGAUGGUGAGUCCUGCCAUUGGAACACCCAGAGCUCCAUCGCAGUACACUGCAUACAAGCCCUUCACUCCGUCCUCGGACUAUUCCAACAAUGGUCAGCCACCGUCCAGCCUUCCUCGAUCGAGAUAUGGAGGCGGAGAUGUAACACAAGAGUCACCUUUGGCAGAGCUGGAGGCACAUGAGGUUGGUAGAGCACAGUGAGCUGCAAUUGUAAGAGGCUAUAUUUCCCAAAGUGCUGCAACGGAGGUAUGGGAUGCGUCUGGAUCUGGAGGAGUUUAGGAGAGUACAGCCUACAAAGUUACGAUGUUCAUGAGAAGGUUUAAAGUCCUGUAGCCCGAAAUGGUCUU